CUGUCAACGAGCUUCCAUCUAACCAAUCGCAUCUGUUCCUCACUCUAUAUAAGCAGCAGAGAAACAUUUUGCCCUUCCGUGAGAUCCGAGGACUACUACGGAGAAACACUGCAAGUCCUGAACCACACGAUUUCGCCAAACUCUUUGUGCACGAAGUACAACAGAUACUUUACCCAACAGAGAGAGAGAUGGGAAGGAGUAUUUUGCUGCUGAUUUUGACAACCACCCUGGCAGGGGUGUCACAGAGUGAGACGGGCUUGCUGAGACAGAAAAGACAGAUUUCUAAUUUCCCCUACCGAAAAAGAUCAGGUGGCCUCUGUCGUCAUGGUGGCACCUCUGUCCCUGCCCUGUCCGGAGAACACAUGUUCUGCUUAUGCACAGUUGGUUACGGUGGCAAACACUGUGAGAUAGAUACAGCAGCCGCCUGCUACACGGGAACUGGGAUGUUCUACAGAGGCAAAGUGUCUCAGUCAGAGAGUGGGCGCAGGUGUGUGGGGUGGGACCUGGACACCAGAAAACGCCUGAUGGGGUCUGACGUCUACUCCGGGAGGCACAACUACUGCAGGAAUCUGGAGUACAAACGUCGUCCGUGGUGUUAUGUAAUGAAGGGUGUGGAGCAGGUACAGGAAUACUGUGAUAUCCCUCGCUGUGGCGUACCUGUGGAGACAGGUCCACUUGAUGAUCUGCCCACCGAGCCCACUGAGCCCACCGAGCCCACUGUACCAGACACAACGUCCAGUCUGACAGAGUCCACGUGUGGCCAGCGUACCAGGAAGCAGAUGAAGAUCGUAGGAGGGACAGUUGCCUCUGUGGAAUCCCACCCGUGGAUGGCUGCCAUAUUCUGGAGGAGCCGUCAAUCUAAAGAGAACGUGUUCCGCUGUGGGGGAAGUCUGAUCUCUCCCUGCUGGGUUCUGUCUGCUGCCCAUUGCUUCCCCGACAGCUCUCAAACUAAAGCCUGCAGCCUCUUCGUCACUCUGGGGAAGAGUGCCAUCAAUGAGACUGACGACACCAAAGAGCAGACGUUUCAGGUGGAAGAGGUCAUCGUGCACGCAGAGUUCGAAAACAGCGAAGGCAACUUCAACAAUGACAUCGCUCUACUGAAGUUAAAGGCUGUAGAUGGUCAGUGUGCAGUGGAGAGCAGCUCUGUGAGGACUGUCUGCCUGCCCCCGGCACGCCAGGCCCUCGGCGCAGGAUCCUCCUGUGAGAUAGCUGGCUACGGAAGACAGAAGGAGGGUUUAUGGUACAAUUCACAGUACCUGAGGGAGGCAACGGUAAACAUUUUGGCCCAUGACGUCUGCUCAGAUAAGGCGUACUACGGAAACCUGAUCACAGAAAACAUGUUCUGUGCUGGGAGACCGGACUGGAGUCAAGAUGCGUGCAAGGGUGAUUCCGGAGGACCCAUGGUGUGCGAGGUGGAUAAUCGAAUGUUCCUUUUUGGAAUCGUCAGUUGGGGCGAGGGGUGUUCUAGAGCCUUACGACCAGGCGUGUACACAGCAGUGACCAACUACAACAAGUGGAUAGAAGGAAAAACGGGCUUACCCUCCAUCGCCUCAGGGUCUAUGUACCCACAGAAAUGACCUCCUCAGGGUCUAUGUACCCACAUAAAUAACCCCCUUAGGGUCUGUUAUAGACACUAUAUCAGGUUGUAUAAUUGUACAUAUAGGAAUAUAAGUAUUUUAACUACUGAAAUGUAAACAUAUUUUUGUACUUCUGUCUUUUUCAAAAAGGGGCAACAAUAAAUCAUUUUUAUAUUA
Oncorhynchus gorbuscha (pink salmon) is the source of this 1754-nucleotide messenger RNA. RefSeq names its product plasminogen activator, urokinase b (gene plaub). Gene Ontology annotation, molecular function: serine-type endopeptidase activity. Lineage: Eukaryota; Metazoa; Chordata; Actinopteri; Salmoniformes; Salmonidae. Bases 189 to 1577 code for a protein of 462 amino acids. The record is from RefSeq and is a predicted model, not a curated record. The transcript has 11 exons. Gene Ontology annotation, biological process: regulation of cell adhesion mediated by integrin; plasminogen activation.